CCAAUUUCCGGUCUCGACAACAACAACAACUGCACACGAAUAUUAGUUAAAUUAAUCUUUUCAACGAUAAAUAAACAUGUUCAAUAGAAAACUGAUUGCUUUAAAUCAUCAGCAACCAAAAAAGUUCAACCCGGAAGUUGAGAAUGAAUUUCGUAGUAUGAUUGUAUGGCUAGAAGAUCAGAAAGUCCGACAUUACAAGAUUGAAGAUAGAGCGGGACUUCGAAACAUUGAGUCAUCGGACUGGCCAAAAGCAUUGGAAAAUUAUGUACAAGAGCUUGGUUGUCCGUACCCUAUAAGUGAAAGGUUAGCUUUAAUAGAUUGGAUGCUAGGUUAUGCUGUAAGACUGGACUACGGAGACGAAGCGGAGAAAUAUAGAUCCACCAAACCACUGACACUAGGUUCAUCUGAUGCUGGUAAAGUUCCACAGGGUGGGGCAUCAACUAAUCCUCUAGAUGCAUUAGAUUUUGAGGAUCCAGAUUUUAAAGCAGGAGUUACUUCCCUUGCAAUGAUGUUACAGAUACCUCCAUAUCAUGAUCAUCUUGAACAGUUAAAGGCAAUAUGCAUUGUAGUAAAAGAAAAAUUAUCCAAGGAGUCAUUAGAUAGGGCAGAAAAAGAAUCACAGGGUGAACAGACAACAAUAGACAGUAUUAAUCUAGGAUUUGACACUGGAGAUUACAUCAUCAAUGAAGCAGCGAAAAUAUUACGGCUUCUUCAUAUUCGGGAUUUACGUGAGCUUCAGUCAAGUAUUAAUCAGGCCAUUGUGGCAGUCCAAACUGUUACCGCCAAUCCUAAAACAGACAGUCGACUUGGCAGAGUAGGAAGAUAAUGAUUGUUUCAUUAGAUGAAAGUGACUCGACUCAAAUAUUCCUGCAUGGGCUAUGCAUUUGUAAUGUGUGUUCAAA
Ruditapes philippinarum (Manila clam) is the source of this 902-nucleotide messenger RNA. Its product is annotated as RNA transcription, translation and transport factor protein-like. Gene Ontology annotation, cellular component: tRNA-splicing ligase complex. Gene Ontology annotation, biological process: tRNA splicing, via endonucleolytic cleavage and ligation. The coding region runs from base 77 to 826 and encodes 249 amino acids. The transcript has 8 exons. Gene Ontology annotation, molecular function: RNA binding. NCBI's taxonomy places the organism in Eukaryota, Metazoa, Mollusca, Bivalvia, Venerida, Veneridae. The record is from RefSeq and is a predicted model, not a curated record.